AUGUCAACGGCGGGUGUUGUGUGGUUCGAUGGGACAGGGCGAGACAAGGGGACGGUUGGAGAAGCGUCGUUGACAGGUGGAGACGUGGAGAAAGCAGCGAGUGAGGGGAGUGGAGCUCGGCUGUGGCUCUGCAGCAGACUGGCCGAUGUGCAGCGAGGGGCGCAGCCAAUGGCAUCGAGGCGAAUUUUGCCGCAGCGUCAGUGGGCCGUAGCAGAGUUGGAGUGUGAGUGGCAGUGGCAGCAGCAGCAGCAGCAGCUGGGACGGCAUUACCCAUUACCUACGACCCACGUCCUGGCUGCACGCACGCGACAUGACGGCAAUUCAGCCGCUGCUGAUUAA
This is a messenger RNA of Bipolaris oryzae ATCC 44560, 339 nucleotides long. RefSeq lists its product as uncharacterized. NCBI's taxonomy places the organism in Eukaryota, Fungi, Ascomycota, Dothideomycetes, Pleosporales, Pleosporaceae. The transcript has 2 exons. The record is from RefSeq and is a predicted model, not a curated record. Bases 1 to 339 code for a protein of 112 amino acids.